UGCUAAUGCAUAUUUGUGAAAAGUAUGCACAUUGCUCUUUCAGCGGUCGGUGUCAAUUGCCGUGAUUGUGACUUCACAAGUGGAUUGCAUAUUAAAAAGAUCUGAAUCCUUGUGUUUUAACAUUUUUCAUAUAAGGAAUUUGGGAUGUUUUGCUAUUGGAUACCUUACAUUAUGUGAAUUAUAUACGUAGCGCUACGGAUUUCACCCUACAAAAGAUUAUGUAAGUUUCAGAAGAUAUGUCAAGUAAGCUCUUCAACGUCAUCACUAGGAUCCUGAUACAUAUUUAUUAAUAAAUUAGCUUCUGAAAUUCCUGUGAUUCGCUUUGAAAAUUGUCAUAUAGUGUAUUGUAUUUGUGUUUCGUAAUUCGAAGUUUCGGAUAAUUUUCAGUGUUUUGGUUUUUAAAGUACCUAACCACAUUCUUGACAGCUAGAAAUUUCAGAUCAGUUUUGAAAUCAUUCAGUGAUUUUUUUUUUUCGUGUUCGUUUUAAUUGAAGUGAUCAAGUAAACUGAUGCUUUAUUACAGCGUUUUGGUUCGCUGUUUUUAUUGACAGCUUAUUUUAGAUUUUUCUGCGAGUGUUGUUAAAGCGCCAGAUCUGAAUUUCUCCAAUGAUAACUGCUAUGGUUGCUGGAUAUUAUGAGCUCAAUGGAAAUGAAGUCUACCCACCAGGGACUGAUGCAUAUGGUGAAUACUGUUACGGCGUUCAAGAUAUGUGUAACCAUAUGCCUUGCACUUUCCAUGGGCACCCAGGAAUGCGCAUGGUGCAGAACAAUAGCCCGGGACCAGUGCCUGUGCAGCUACAGGUGCCAUCCGGCCACUUAGUGCAACAAGUAGUGGACGAAAAUGGAACCGUUCGCCACUUCCUUUUCUCGCCACCCAUGCCGAUGCCUGUCGGACCACACUAUAGCCCAAGUCAUGCAUCUUCUGCACCUAUAGCGCAGUAUUAUCCAUAUCCCACACCUGCCUAUGGGCCUCCACAUUUUCAACCACAGCCACCUAGUCAUAUGCAACCUGCUCUUAGUCCUCCUACUAUUCCAGGUAUUCUUCCUCAUCCUGGAUCACAGUGUAAUGGUGAAUCUCCACAAGAUUUGGAUGCAUCGCCUCCACCCAGUCAAAUAUAUCUGACACAAAAAGAUGAAAGCUAUCAGCGCUCCACUUAUAAAUUUCGUAGAAAAUUGGAUAGUCGGAGUAGAGACAAGUUAACAAUGCUGCCAAACCAAUCUAAUUCCUUUAUUUGUAGAAAAGAGAAAAAGAUCUAUGGGUAUGACGAUCCCUACCGUAUUAGUGGUAGCUCUGCAUCUGGCAGCAAUGCAUCUGAAGAUGAAGAGGUGACAUGGAUGUUGUCAGAGUACCUUUCAAAUCUUAGGCCUCCUAUGGUUACAGAAUUAUCACCAUACAGCGUAAUGGUGAGUUGGAAACCUCCAGAUGUCCCUGUUUCUGAUUUAGACCCUAUUACAUGUGCAACUCUUCAACAAAGCGAAAUAAUGUAUGAAGUGAUGUUGUGUGAGAAAGGUAAAGAAGGCCGCUUCAAGUCUGUUUAUAGUGGUAUGGAUCACCAUUGUAACAUAACAUCGCUGAAACCCUCUACAGAGUAUUAUGUAUGUGUUCAAGCUUCGGUAGAUGAUAUUCGUGGAAGCAGUGCAAAAGGUUUGACUUUUAAAACACAAUCUGUUGAACCCGAAGCCCCUCAACCUCCUAGGCUUUGUGCCAGAACCAAAAACAGUCUGACUUUAAAAUGGGGUACAAGUUGUGAUUCUCCAACUUCCAAAAUAACGUACAUUUUAGAAUAUGAUGAGGUGAGCCAGCAGGGUUACAGCAGAAAUAGUUUUGUUCCUGUAUACACUGGGCCUCUAAAGCAGUAUAAAAUUGCCAAACUAUCUCCUGCUACUGGGUAUAGGUUUCGUUUAGCAGCAAUGAAUGAAAAAGGAAAGAGCGCCUAUAGUGAGACUUGUUGCUACUUCACCAGUGGCAAUGUUCCUAGUCAACCUUCUCCUCCUGUUCUGAAACAAGCUUACAUCAAUCGUCUUCACUUGGAAUGGGAGAAGAGAACAUUUGAUGAUGAUUUUAAUUUGCAAAUUGAAGAUGAAACUAUGAGGCAUGGUUUCUUAACAGCAUAUAGUGGCAGAGAUAAUCACUUCAUAUGUUCUGGUUUAAGGGGAAACACAGAAUACAAAUUUAGGUUAAUGGCCAGUAAUGAGGAAGGUUCCAGCCCUUGGAGCAAAACUGUUACAUAUUGUACCCUGCCAGAUAAACUUAGCUGUCCUGGUAAACCUAUUCCUAAAGGUCGCAUCCAUGCUUCCUGCUUCAGAGUUACUUGGGAACCUCCUAAAGAUAAUAAGCAUUCUAGCAUAACAAAAUAUAUCCUGGAAGUAGAUAGAGGUUUUGGAUUUGAGGGUGUAUAUACUGGUCCUGACACUGAAUUUUUUUUGGAAAAUUUACUUCCUGGCACUACCUAUAAAUUGCGUGUAGCCUGUAUUAGUGCUGCUGGACAUAGUCCAUAUUCUGACGUAAACAGUAUUACUACAGCUGCUGUGAGUCCUGGCAAAUGUGCACUGCCAAAGCUUCAGAGCAAGCCUGAAGCAUCCUUCGUAUGUCUUGACUGGGCCCACCCGGAACAUGAUGGUGGAUCAGCGGUAGCUGAAUAUGAAGUUGACAUGACAAGUCCUGAUAAUGUUACACUUCAGGUCUACAAAGGCCCGGAGACCUCUUGCAUUGUCAAUGAUCUCCUUCCUGGAAGACCUUACCUUUUUCAAGUUCGAGCUUAUAAUAGAGUAGGGGCUGGCCCUUUUUCUGAUCCUUUAGAAGUUGUUAGUGGAGCAGGACCUCCAGAUGCUCCACGGAACCUUUCUGCAACCUGUGAUUCCCCAUUCAGCUGCAGUUUGUCUUGGGAGGAGCCAAUGAACAAUGGAGCAGCUAUUACAAAUUAUCAGCUUCAGUGGAGUACAGAAGAUGAUGAUGAAAGUUUUUGUGAGCUUUAUGAAGGCCUUGUUUCUAAAUAUAAAGCACAAGGAUUGAUGCCUGCAACUUCAUAUUAUUUUAGAGUUCGAGCAAGUAAUGAAGCUGGACAUGGACCAUAUAGUAAUACUGUGUCGUCUAAAACUCCUGCUUCUGUUCCUGGCGUGAUAUCUGGCUUGAAUGCGCAGGCUUUAUCAAAUGUGAUUUGCUUGUCAUGGACGGAGCCUCCUUCAAAUGGCUCAGACAUAUUGAGUUAUAAUGUAGAAUUAGACGAUAUUUUGUAUAAUACUGAAGAGAAUAUUCCAGAAAUAAGCAUUGAAGAUUUGAAUCCUGAAACUUUGUACAGGGUCCGAGUGCAAGCAAUCAAUGAAAUCGGUGAAGGUCCAUUCAGUGAGACUGUUGAGGUUGAGACAAUGAAAUCUCCACCUUCUCCACCUGAGCUUGAAUGUAUAGCAACUGGUCACAACUUCUUAAGGCUCAAGUGGAAUGGAGCUAAAAGAGAUUGUUUGUUUUAUACUGUGGAAAUGUCCAAUAAAUCCAAGAGCUUUGUACCAGUUUACCAUGGACCUGGAUUAAGCUGUAAAAUAAACAGACUCCAGGAAAAUACCUCUUAUAGUUUUCGCAUUUGUGCCUCCAAUGUGUCUGGUCAAGGCUCGUAUUCUACAGUUUAUACUUUUCAAACAAGCCGAGCACCACCACCUUCACUUAAAGCUCCUAAAGUUCUUAACGUAACAGAUAGUAGUUGUCAGGUAGAAUGGACUGGUGCCAAACAACUUCCUGGAAACUUUUGUACAUACCAGCUACACAUGACUGCAAAUUCUACAGACAGCUUAAUUGUGUAUCAAGGAGCUGAUACCAAGUGUACAAUAGAUCAUCUUGAACCCAGCACACAUUAUGUGUUACGAAUUGCGGCUGUACGACGCUGUGAUGAAGGAGACUUGAUAGGCAAUUUUAGUCCAUCAACUGCUUUCACUACACGACAAGCAGAAGUCACCCCGCCCACGCAGGUGGUCACUCCACAAACCGUCUCGCAUGUUGACAGAAGGACGAUGAAUGAUAGGCACUUUGCGGCUCUAUUGGUCUUUAUUUUCCAAGUUAUUUCCUUUUUAUUUGCCAUGUUUUUGGAACACUUUCUCAGCUUGAGUGGGACAACAUAAACGAGCAUUCUUGCUACCUUUUUUUUAAAUUUCUUUUUUGUUGAAAAUGGUGUCAUACAUUUCCUGAAAAUGGCACGACACAUUUGCUCAUUCCUGGUGCUUGGAACCUCAUAAUGUGGCAAUAUAUUCCGAUUAAAAAAAAAAAUUCAAAUGUUGCUAGAUAACCUCCAUCUGUAAAACAUGUACAUUUAUUCCUUUGUAUAGCAGUAUGUUAAAAAAAGAAAGGAUUUUUUUAAGAAAAUGAAUUUUAAGAAUUUUCUACUGAUUUUUAAUUUUGAAUGGUAUUUAAAUUGUGUAAUUAAAUGCUUGAAUUAGAUUUUAUAAUCCUGAAAGUUGUUUCUUUUAAAUCACGAAUAUUAUUAUUUCAGUAAUUGCAUACAUGGAAAAUUUAUUCAAUCCAAAUUUUUUUGAUAAUAUCAAGUAGAUAUGUUAUUAAAGAUAAUCAUUCACAUAUGUCUUUAGAUAUAAAAUAUAUAAUUAUUUCUAUGCAAAUUUUUAAAAAUUGAUUUUAAUUAUGAAUUAAUAAUGAGAAUGUUUUUGAGAUCUUUGUGUAUUUUAUGUAUAAUAACAUUUUUUCAUAAAUUUCUCACAAAAAAUACUUUUAAAAUUAUUUCCGUGCAUGUAAAUUAAAAUUUUUAAUUCUUUGAAAUUUUUUUUUAGCCUUUGACUUUUUUUAUAUUAAAUUUUAAUUCACCUACAUUUAUAUUUUAGUAAACUUAAUUCUAUUUUAAGACUUCUCUGGUACUGUUAAUGUACUCACUAAGAGUCACAAAUUUUCCUGAAGUGAAAGAUAAAUCAAUGCCCAUGGCAUGUUCACGAGCUUAGGAGAUUUCAUACUUCAAAGUCUUUUUAUGAGGAGGAAAAUUAUUAUAGAGAGAUAAAUGUGCUUUACUAGCUUAUUGUCUGAAUAGUAAGCUAUGUAGUUAUGGUUAUUUUGUAUUUAGUUAUUUUAUAUUAUAUCUAAGUCUGUUAUUUAUGCUACAUAUAUUUCUACUGCUGAUGGCAAUUAAUACAAUCUUAUGACUGUUUCAUGUGGUAUGGCUGUGUUUAUAGGCAAGUAUUCUAGCCUUCAUGUUGAAUAUUCCACUAGCUCAGUGGAUGAAUGUGUAAUCUAUAUGUAUAAAAUUUGUAAUCAUUCUCUGGUUUGGAGGUUUAUCAUCAAUUAAAUAAAUCAAUGUUGUUAUAUAAAAGUUAUUUUUUUUGUUGAUAUUUAUGAUUGCAGUCUUUGACAAUUGAUGAAACCCAUGUUUGUAAAAAAGGUGAAAAUUUUAUAGAAUUAAGUAAUGUAAUAUAUGAAUUUUUAUUUAUUGUAUGCAAAAUUACAUCAAAUUGAAAAUUUUAUUUUCAAUUUCUUAUAGGUUAAGUUUUUAAUAUAAAUAAUUAUCAUGAGAAGUUAUUUUUAAACCAAUAUUUUAAUCUUGCGGUAUGCAGUUUUUUUCUUUCUAAGCCACAGUUAUGGGAAUUUGUAUAAAUAAAUAAAAGGAAUAAGUGGGGAACUUUAUAACUAAAUCUUAAUGUUGAACUUUAAUACUUACUGAAUUAUAAAACAUGUAAUUGGUUGAUCAAAUUAAGCAUUAAAAAAUGUGGCAUAUUGCUCAGUCCAUGGUUAAUCAAGUGACAAUAUACUAAAUAAGUUUUGAAUAAUCACAAUAAUUCAAGUGUUCUGUAUUUCAGAAUUUUUCAGGGUUUUUGUGCUUGUCUUUUUUCAUGUCAGAAGCAUUUUGAUAUAAUUCCAGUGCAUUUUGUAUUUUUAUAUGAAAUCUUUAUGUGAAAAAGUUAGCAAAAUACUACACAUUCCGCUUUUUAUGUUUAAUUUCAUACACAUAAUGAAUUUACAGAUGAAAAUGGUUUUCCAUAAUAUGACUUAAGAAGACCUAUUGUGGUACUUGUUUUUAAAGCAAUCCAUUAUUGAUGUAAUUAACUAAUAUUAGUUUAGACAUAUAUGUAUUCAAUAUUUUAACAGAAAAAAUAUUAGCUGUGCCUUUUUUGGCUUUAACUUGGCAAAUUUUGAAUUAAUAUAGUAUUACCAUCUUAAAUGUAAUAUUAUAGUUAAUGAAGAAACCAUUUUCCGUCCAAUAUUGAAAGUAAAUCUACUCCCAUAUGUAUUUUAACGUAACAGUUCAAAUUUUAAUUUAAUAAAAUUAGCAGUUUUCUUUAAUUUGGACAAUUGAUGUUAUUCCUCCAGAAAAUUGGAGGGAGGGAAAAAGAUUUCUAAAAUUUUGAGUUUGCUCAUCAAAAAUUCCAGCAUAAGCAUUUUUUUUUAAAACUUAAAAUUUGCGGGAUGUGGAAAAUGAAUUACCUUUGUGAUAUGAUUUCUUGUUUGUAAGAAUUAAUAUUGAUUAAGUUUGAAGUGGUAUUAAACUCCAUCAUUUAAAUAGUGCUUAUAAAUUCUGUAUCUGUAUUUUUGUUACUGACUUAUAACUGCUUUAAUAAAGGAUAUCAAAAGUCAUAAUAGUUAUUUUUUAAAAAUUAAAAUUGAUUUAUUUAGCCUACUUCUAUACGAUUCUAGUGAAAAUUAAUUUUAAAAGUUUUUCUAAAUAUUUACUUUUUUUUGGCAUUUUUAUAACUUUUCUUAUUUGGUUUUUGAAUGGUUAUUUGAUUUUUCAAGAAUUAAUAAGGCACAAUAUUUUAUUUUUUGAUUAUAUAUAGAUACAACUGUUGAGCAUUUCAAUGUUUAUGGUGCUACCUGAUUAUUUCUGAAUAUAAUCAAUACUAUCAUCUGAUAUUUUUCUGUUUUAUCCCUCUGUUUUCUUGAGCUUGCAACUGCAGAAAUAUAUUUUAAAUGUAUAAUAGAUUAGUUUAAGUGAUAAUAACUAUUGUAAGAAUUUGCUUUUGCUGUAAGGAAUGAUACAUAUCAAAUGUAUUGUCACUUGCAACUGACACCAAGUAACAUUUUUUUCAAAAUGAUUAUUAAUGAAAUUAAAAAUAUUUUGGGAGUAAACAGUUUAGGUAAUGAAAGAACAAAAUAUUUUUUAUUUGUCUAUGUAUUUUUCUUUUCAAUGGCAGAAGAAAUGAUACAAAAAUGAAUAAUCUGUCAACUAGUAAGAAAAUAAAUUAUAUACACUUGUUUUCAAUUGAUAUUUUAUUAUUGUUCUUAUAAUAUUCUUGUAAAAAUAUAUAAUUUUAUUUUCAAAUUUUCUGUAUAUUAGAAUUAUUUAUUUUAUAAAAGAGUUAUAUGCUGUAUUUUAUACAUUUAUCUAAUCACUUGUGUUUUGAAAUAUAGAUUUGUCUAUACCUCAAAUCUUAUAAAAAAACAUCAAAAUUUCUUCAUAUUUUUAUUUAUGCAAAUAUUUUUUUAUUUGCUAUACAUAAUUAGUGUGUAAUCAUCUGAUUUGUCUGUGGCAAAAAUAGCAUGGUGCUGUAUUUUGUAUGAAUUAUUGUUAACAGUGCAUCUGCACUUUUUUUCCUUCGGCAUAUUUUAUGCAUGCUUUUUUUCCUUUCAAACUUACGAAAACAUGUCUACAUUUAUUAUAUAGAAAUAUUUUACUGUAUGUGUAUUAAAUAUUUAAAUCAAAACUUGUUAAUGGAUGGCUAUGAAAUUUUUACUUAUUUCUGUUAUAUUAUUUUGUUUGAAAGUGUUUCAGUGCUGAGAUGAAUUUUCUUGGGUGUCUUACCACUGCCUGGUUGCAGUUAUGGUGAUCAAAGAGUCCUUUUGUAUCAUACAAAUCCUAUUGCAUUUGUUAUACAGCACAGAUAAAUUAUUGGGCAUUGUUAAAGUGUGACUGCUUCAAUAUGCAGAAUGAGUCAUUAUACUCGUAUAUCAAGGGAAAUUGUAGAAAAUCUAUUUGAAAGUUUGAAUACUGAGAAGUUUAAUAUAUAUAUAUAUAUAUGUAUGAUGUAUGUAUGUGCAUGUAUUGCUGCUCUUAAAAAUUUAUUUUGCAAUAUGUCCCCUACUGUUAUUAAUUACACUCAUUUAUUUGCUGAUGUGUGCAGUUAUCAGAAGUUAUAUAUUUCAAUGGUAAGGAUAAUGCAUUACAUUUACUUGCUGCUUUUUGAACAUUGUUGUUUAACAUGCAUAUUAAAAAAUGUCAAGUUGAAGGUUUAAAAAUCUCGGCAUUUCAAAAUUUGAUUCAAAUAGUGCUUUGAUUUGCUUGCAAUUUUCUUUGAUUUAUAAUUUUAAAAAUUAAACUACCGAUCAAAUUGUCAAUUAUUGUGAAAUAAAAGCUUUUUAAAUCACGUGUUUUUACAUUGUAUGAACAAAACUUAAAGCAUUACAUUUGAAAGAUAAGAUCUAAUUCUUCUCCCCCCCCCUUUCAACACAUACACUCAUUUUUGGAAAAUGAACAUAUACAUGGAAUCAUUAUGGUUAGUUUUUUUAAAACAAUUACUUAUGUUAUUGGUGCUUGAAAAAACAGAUACAAGAUGAUUUUGUCAUUUCCUUUUAAUCAUAGAUUCGCAACUCAUGGAACUUUAGCUGCAAACGUUUCAGAAACAUUUAUUUUAAACUUUUGUACUCAUAAUUCAUAUUCAUUCUCUCACAAUACCACCUUAUUGCCUCACCUCAUAAUGCAAAAUAGACUAGGAACACUAGCACACAUACCUGACCUUAAAUCUUCCUUUCGAUGAUUUUUUUUUCUAUUCUUGUAUCUGUUAUAUCCCUUUCUGUAUUCUGAACCAUCCAUUAAGGUAUAGGAAAAAUCUGCAGGUUUGUAGAAAUUCCUAAAAAUUUUUAACAAAAAAGAAACAAUGGUGGUCAAGAGAUCAUGUUUUGCAUGUACACAUUUGCUUGCAACCAAAGGGGGUGGGUGGGAGUUCAAUCCAUUCUAAAACUGUUUCAACACAAUGAGCCAAUAUAUCAAAUGAUGCAAGAAUGAACUACAAGUUAAAAAAUAAAAAAGAAUUUUAUCUUUGAA
Messenger RNA from Argiope bruennichi, 8963 nucleotides. RefSeq names its product fibronectin type-III domain-containing protein 3A-like. The record is from RefSeq and is a predicted model, not a curated record. Lineage: Eukaryota; Metazoa; Arthropoda; Arachnida; Araneae; Araneidae. The coding region runs from base 607 to 4110 and encodes 1167 amino acids. Gene Ontology annotation, molecular function: protein binding. The transcript has 26 exons.